Phyllostomus hastatus (greater spear-nosed bat) is the source of this 465-nucleotide messenger RNA. It is a transcript of the gene CCDC182, whose product is annotated as coiled-coil domain containing 182. The record is from RefSeq and is a predicted model, not a curated record. Bases 1 to 465 code for a protein of 154 amino acids. The transcript has a single exon. Lineage: Eukaryota; Metazoa; Chordata; Mammalia; Chiroptera; Phyllostomidae.
AUGGACCCACUCUAUCAGGCGGGGUCCAUUCUCAUGAAGGUGAACACCUUACAAGGGAAGAAGAUGGUGGAGAGUGGCCUCCAGUCUGGAGACUUUUCCCUCCCCCAGUCAUGGCCCUCCUACCCGCUGCUGCCAGCUGACUUGGAGAUCCUGCAGCAGAAGGUGGCCGCAGUGCAGCGGGAGCUGGAGGACUUUAAGAAGGAGGCCUUGAAGGCCAUCCAUUACCUGGAAGACGCCUUCUGUGAGAUGAAUGGGGCCUUGGCGCAGCAGGAGGAGCAGGCAGCCCGCGUGAAGCAGCGGCUGAGGGAGGAGGAGGACCGGGGCAUCGUGCGAAACAAGGUCCUCACCUUCCUGCUGCCCCGGGAGAAGCAGCUCCGGGAGCACUGCAAGCGGCUGGAGUACAUGCUGCGGGUCCAGGGCUGUGAGGCAGCGCUGGGCCUCCCCAGGAAGAUCCAGGCAAACUGA